This is a messenger RNA of Aspergillus caelatus, 1050 nucleotides long. Its product is annotated as putative ABC transporter. The transcript has 2 exons. The record is from RefSeq and is a predicted model, not a curated record. Gene Ontology annotation, molecular function: ATP binding; ATP hydrolysis activity. The coding region runs from base 56 to 883 and encodes 275 amino acids. Lineage: Eukaryota; Fungi; Ascomycota; Eurotiomycetes; Eurotiales; Aspergillaceae.
CUUAUCUGACAGUCUCUCUGUAUCUCUCCCCCGCUCUUUCUCUCUCCGCCGAGUCAUGGCCAAUACACCGUCAAUCCAGGUUAAAAAUCUGUCAUAUAAAUUUCAAGACGGUUCUUCCGGCCUGGCAGAUGUAAGCCUCGACCUACCUGCCGGAAGUCGAACUUUACUAAUCGGGGCCAAUGGAGCGGGAAAAACCACCCUUCUACGGUUGCUCGCGGGCAAGCGUCUCGCUCCCGAUGACACGAUCACCGUCGGGGGCAAGGACCCCUUCAAAGAAGGUCUGGAGGGGGUGACUUAUCUAGGCGUCGAAUGGGUUCUUAACAAUAUUGUCCGGACUGACAUCGACGUUCCUACACUGCUGGCUUCUGUGGGCGGGAACGCCUAUCCUGAGCGGAGGGAUGAGCUUGUGGAUAUUCUCGAUAUUGACUUGCGGUGGCGCAUGCAUGCAGUGUCUGAUGGAGAGCGCCGCCGCGUCCAGUUAGCCAUGGGUUUGCUCCGACCCUGGCAAGUCCUACUUCUCGAUGAAAUCACCGUUGACCUGGACCUGCUAUCCCGUCAUAAUUUUCUCUCUUUUCUCAAGCGCGAGACUGAAACUAGAUCCUGCACCAUAGUGUACGCGACGCAUAUUUUGGACAAUUUGUCUCAAUGGCCAACGCAUUUGGUGCACAUGAAUCUUGGUAAUGUCAGGCAGUGGGGCCCAAUUGCAAAGUUCCAGAAAGAAGUGCCAGAAACGUCUGAAAAUAGCCAACUUGGAGAGCUCGUUCUAAAGUGGCUCAAGGAAGAUCUCAAGGCCAGAGGUCCUAGAAAUGGGCGGCAUGGCCAAGCCAAGACCUACGAGUCGUUUGAUGGAAUGGGGGGUUAUGGGUAUGAAAAACGGAAUUGAAUCCAUCCCUCUAACCCUGUCAGCUUCUCUUCCAAGUUUUAAACCUCUCUCCCGUAUUCGUCUUUUUUUCGCCGGUUUUCUUUAUUUGCUUUCUUUUCUUUUCUUUUCUUUUUAGCUUCUUUCUCCUUUCUUUGAUCAUUUAUUUAUUGAUAUUUCCGCCUCAUUCA